AUGGAGACCCUCCUCGAUAAAUUCAAGAAGGAGCAAGGGGGGCUUCGCAGGUCCCGAUCUGUCCGCGCUUCCUUGCGAUUGAUAGGCAACCGCUGGCGAUCUACGAAAGACGAGGAAACUUCUGACGAUAUAGAGUCAAUCAAGCGCGAGAACGUUGUUAAGAUUUUCAACGCAGAGAAGGAUUCGACAGUAGCAUACACGGGUAUUGACGGCACGUACAAAGCGAAAACACCGAACAUGGCCAAACGGAAGCCGGAACUGGCUAAAGUGAGAAGAAAGAGCGGUGACAUCGAUCUAACAUUGAAACCUCAAAGACACAGAAGAAUUGAGAGGAAUAAAUUUUGCGAUCUAUUUAUAAACAAAAAGCAAAAGAGUAUUUCCGCUAAGGAGCUGCUAGUACCUGAGAAGAUACCUCCAAAAGCGGCAGCAAUAUUGCACAUAAACUCACCAGAAAAAGACAAAGGCAAGAGAAAACUGAAGGGUAUGGGUAAAUCCGAAAGCGCGAAAUUGAUAACAGAACUAUCUACACAUCGACGUACGCGAAGAGGUUCCGACAGCGAUAUGACGUGCGGCCAUCAACCACGUGGGUGCGUCAAUCAGGCAUUCGUGUACAGCACUCCGCCAAAGGAUAGGAAGCAGAUACCUUUAUCUCCAUCGGCCUACUUAAGUACGUAUCGAAUUUACAUUGUUUUGAACCUAAUUUAUUAUACC
Messenger RNA from Brenthis ino (lesser marbled fritillary), 711 nucleotides. NCBI's taxonomy places the organism in Eukaryota, Metazoa, Arthropoda, Insecta, Lepidoptera, Nymphalidae. The record is from the annotation of a GenBank genome assembly.